GCGCCCGCCCUUCGCUCCCUGGCUGUGGAGGCGGCGCGGCGCCCCUGGGUCUCCCGGCUGACGGCGAGGGCGACGCCCCCCACCCAAGUGCCCGGCGAUGUUCUCUCGGAGGGGCCACGCCGAUGUCAAGAAGUCCACCCAGAAAGCGCUGGACCCGCGGAAGGACGUCCUGACGCGCCUCAAGCACCUCAGGGCGCUGAUGGAUGCUAUAGAGGGAAGUGAACUUAAACAGUUUUUUGAAAUUAACUAUUCUCAGAUUUAUUUUAUCUUCUAUGAAAAUUUCAUAACACUGGAAACUAGCUUGAAACAAAAAGGGAAUAAGUCACAAAGGGAGGAGCUGGACUCCAUUCUCUUUCUUUUUGAAAAAAUAUUACAACUACUUCCAGAAAGAAUUUUCUAUCGGUGGCAUUUCCACAGCAUAGGUUCAGUUUUGAAGAAACUUUUGCACACUGGAAACUGUCUUAAGAUAAGAUGUGAAGGAAUCAGACUGUUUCUUCUCUGGUUACAAGCUCUCCAGACAAAUUGUGCAGAAGAGCAACUGUUAACCUUUGCUUGCCUCGUUCCUGGUUUUCCUGCAGUGAUGUCUUCACAAGGUCCAUGUACACUCGAUACUCUCAUUAGCCCUCCUCCCAGUCACACUGAUGCAAAGAUUUAUCCUGAAGAAAUAACUCCACUUUUACCACAUGUUUCUGGAGAAAAAACGGCUGAGGACCCAACAUGCUAUUUCCUUCAGCUACUGUUAAAAUAUAUGGUAAUCCAGGCUGCAAGCUUGGAAUGGAAGAAUAAAGAGAACUGUGAUACUGGAUUUAAGUUUCUGUUUGCAUUGUUCAGAAAGUAUUACCUUCCUCACUUAUUUCCCUCUUUUACAAAACUAACCAACGUAUACAAACCUGUGCUUGACAUUCCUGGCCUGCGACCCAAACCAGCGUAUGUUAGUGUAGCUUGUAAUAAUGAAAACAUUUAUAGCACAAAAAUACCAUACAUGACAGCUCGUGUAGCCUUUAUUAAAUGGCUUGUAAACUUCUUUCUGGAAAAGAAGUACUUCACACCAACACAGAAUUCUAAAAAUGGAGGGGACGUUUUGCCCAGAAUCAUUCAAAGUGUGGGCGGUGCAAUUCAAGAUAAAAAUUCUGAAGUAGAGAACAGUGUUGUAUUGGAUCAGGAGAAAAGUCAUUCAACUAAUGGCACGUUGACUGAGAGGAGGCUCAGUGAUUCCAGUUUUUGCAGUAUUGAAGAACAACACCGGGUCGUCUAUGAGAUGGUGCAACAGAUCCUUUUGUCUACACGAGGUUAUGUCAAUUUUGUCAAUGAAGUAUUUCGUCAGGCUUUUUUAUUGCCUUCAUCUGAGAUAUCGUCAACAGAAAAAGUAGUGAAGGUAUAUAGGAAGUGGAUACUCCAAGAGAAGCCUGUGUUCAUGGAAGAACCGGAUAUGAAGGAAACGGUUCAUGAUGAUGACGUCUUAGAUCAUCCAACAGCAGAAACAGAAGGCAAACAUCUUGCAACUGGCCAUUCUGGACAUAAAAGGUCAUCUAGUUGGGGAAGAUCACAUUCCUUCUCUAAUGCGGUUAAUAGAGGGUGUAUAUUAGAAGAUGAAAACAAGAAUGUCAAAGCAGGGCUUCAAGCUACACUACAGGUAUUCUUGACAAACUCUGCAAAUGUAUUUUUAUUGGAACCAUGUACUGAAAUACCUGCACUCCUGAAGGAGCAAGUUGAUGCAUGCAGAGCAGUUUUGAGUAUAUUUAGGCGCAUGAUUAUGGAUCUUCCAAUGAAUAAAAAGACAUGGGAGCAAAUGCUACAGAUACUACUUAAGAUAACAGAAGUUGUCAUGAAUAGAUCAAAAGAGAACCAAGUAAAGGAUACAUUUGCUCAAAGUUUAGCAGGAUUAUUGUUUCGGACACUCAUUGUGGCCUGGGUUCGUGCUAAUCUGAGUGUUUAUAUAUCUCGAGAGCUCUGGGAUGAGUUACUACGUGUGCUGUCAUCCCUUACAGAUUGGGAAGAACUAAUAACUGAAUGGACUAACAUAAUGGAUUCUCUUACAUCUGUUUUGGCAAGGACAGUGUAUGGUGUUGAAAUGACCAAUCUGCCACUGGAUAAGCUAAGUGAGCAAAAAGAGAAAAUACAGCGAGGAAAAGGUGGCAAUUUGGAACCUCAGAAGGGAACUACAGUUGGAAGAUCAUUUUCCUUAAGCUGGAGAAAUCCUGAAGUUGUGGAACCAAUGAGGUUUAGGAGUGCUACCACCUCAGGAGUACCAGGAGUUGAGAAAGCAAGGAAUGUAGUGCGUCAGAGAGCAACAGCUAAGCGAAGUCAGUCUAUCAGCAACUGCGCUCAUCUCUGUGAGGCUUUGCCAGUCACUAAAAGUGUACCUCUACUCCUUCAUACUGUGAGCUCUUUCUUACCUGGUAUCUCUUACACUUCUUACUCUCACACACUUUCAGAAGCUGAAGAAUAUCAACAGUCAGAAAAUGGAACAGGACUUGAAUAUCGCCAGCCAGAAAAUAUAGAAGGAACAGAAUGUAAUGGCACAUUUUCAGACCAAGAACAAUUAACUCGAAGUAGUAGCACCUCGGAUAUUAGAGACCAAAGUAAUUCUGAUGUUUUCCAAGUUAGAAAAACAGAAAGCUCACAGAACUUAACUUUGGAUGCUGAAUGUGUUCAAGGAACUGAGAGGUCCAUGAACAAGGAAAGUACAGCCCAAGAAGCAAGCAACCCUCCAUCUCAAUUAGAUCUCAAAGCAGACAUGCAACAAUCACAUGGAAGUCCCAGAGAAGGAGAACAGAGUGAAAGUGUUAGCAGUGAUACCUCCAUUGGAUACAAUAAUGAAGUAGAUAUCACAUUAGCUCCCUGGCAAACAUGUGAAGAAAACCCUGAUGUCAAUAUCCCAGCUGAUAUUUGCGUUGAUCCUGAUGCGUGCCAGUGGUUGCAUCUGAGUCCUUCAGGUGUCACAAAUUUAACAGACAGCAGUGAGUUUCUUGCUGAUGAUUGCAGUAUAAUUGCUGGUGGGAAUCUCAUAGGCUGGCAUCCUGAUUCUGCUGCUGUGUUAUGGCGAAGAAUAUUGGGAAUUCUUGGAGAUGUGAACUGUAUCCAGUGUCCUAAAAUACACGCCAGAGUUUUUGAGUAUCUCUUUGCGCUAUGGUACAAAUUAGCAAAGAUAAGGGACAAUCUUGCUAUCAGUCUGGAUAACCAAUCCACUCCCUCUCCUCCUACUUUAAUUCCUCCACUCAGAAUAUUUGCAUCGUGGUUGUUCAAGGCUACCACCUUAUCAGAUGAAUAUAAGGAAGGGAAGCUUCAAGCCUACAAACUGAUAUGUGCUAUGAUGGCUAGACGCCAAGAUUUUGUGCCAAAUCCUGACUACCUGGUGCACUUUUAUCUUGUCAUGCAUAUUGGAUUAACUAGUAAAGAUCAGGAUGUUUUAAAUACUGUGAUCAGACACUGUCCCCCCUGCUUUUUCUUCUUGGGUUUACCUGGCUUCACUUUGCUAAUAGGAGACUUCAUAACAGCUGCAUCCAGAGUCCUGAGUACAAACAUGUUGGAGGCCCCACGCUUAGAAGCACAUACCAUUCUUGGUUCUCUGGUUUGCUUUCCUAACCUCUAUCAAGAAAUUCCAUUAUUGCAACCCAUUGCUGAAGCAGAAAUCAUCACAGGAACUACAGGUGUCAAAUGCUACCUCAUAAAUAUUCUUUUGAAGAAUGCUGCAAAUGAACCAAGUGAAGCUUCAAGGUGCUUAGCUCUUUGCUGCCUUGGGCUUUGGAUAUGUGAAGAACUUGUGCAAUGUACAAACCACCCCCAAGUAAAGGAUGCAAUAAAUGUUUUAGGUGUGACACUAAAGUUUUGCAACAAACAGGUAGCACAGGAAGCCUGUGAUGUCUUUCAAUUACUGACCUCCUAUUGGGAAAAUCUUGAGAAAUACAAAUCUUCGCUACCCAGAAAAAUUAUUGAAAUCCUUGUGGCCACAAUUGCCUUUCUGUUGCCUAGUGCAGAAUACUCCUCCGUGGAAGGUGAUAAAAAGUUUAUAGUUUCGUUAUUACUUUGUUUGUUGGACUGGUGUAUGACAUUACCCAUGAAAAUGCUGCUGGAGCCUGUGUUUACUUCAAGUCUUGAAGAUCAACAUUCUUCUAAAGCUCCAUUGCUUGAUUAUAUAUAUAGGGUCCUGCAUAGUUGUGUUCAUGGCUCAAACACAUAUACACAGCAAAGUCAUUACCUUUUAAGCCUUGCAGACCUCUCUAGUGAUAUCUAUGAUCCAUUUUUGCCACUUGGAAAUGUUAGGAAUUCUGAACCCAUGCAGUUUCAGUCUUCUGCGGAUCUGAGCAACUUACUCACUGUUGCUGAAGAGAGGAGGAGGAGGAGUUUGGAAUUAAUACCUUUGACUGCACGAAUGAUAAUGGCACAUCUAGUAAACAAUUUGGGCCAUUAUCCCCUGAAUGGAGGACCUGCUGUUCUUCACAGCCUUAUUAGUGAGAAUCACAACAACUCAUAUGUGGACUCUUCAGAACUGUCUUCUGAAGUUUUCAGAAGCCCAAAUUUACAACUGUUUGCAUUUAAUGACAGUACUCUUAUAUCUUAUCUUCAAAUUCCUUCUGAAAAGGAAAUAGACAAUGAACCAGCAGCAGCAUUCUCAGAAGUAAGAGUAAUUGUUAGAGACAUCUCAGGGAAAUAUUCAUGGGAUGGAAGGCUGAUGCAUGGACCAUUAGCUGGUAGUCUACCAAAUCAAAAUAAAAGAAUAUCCGCUUUAGUUUUGGACAAUCAUAAGCAGAACCUUGAGCCUCCAGUGGACUUCAUUCAAAUAUAUGAAGGAGAAGAUGCUCUUGAUAAAUUGCUAGAGAGGAUUGGCAAUAGUAGUCCUGAGUGCCUUUUACAUCCGCAACUAAAAUUGAAUGAGCCAUCGCCAUCGCCAUAUGUCAUGAACCAUGACCAAGAGAAAAAUAUACUAGAAGCAAUAAUGCAGCAGAGUUGCAUAGAAAAUGAGUAUGCACAUGGAUGCAGUUUCAAUCUCAGUAUGAAAGUCGAAAGUCAAAAGGCACCAAGACCUGCACAGCUCCAAGCACCAUUUCAUUUAUGUAGGCUCUUGCUAAAUGACUUGGGAAUGAAUUCUUGGGACAAAAGAAAAAGCUUUCAUCUACUGAAGAAAAAUUCUAAAUUGUUGAGAGAGCUGAAAAACUUGGACUCGAGGCAAUGCCGGGAAACUCACAAGAUUGCAGUAUUUUACAUUGCUGAAGGACAGGAAGAUAAAUGUUCAAUAUUGUCUAAUUCAAAAGGAAGCCAAGCAUAUGAAGAGUUUGUUGCUGGUCUUGGCUGGGAGGUUGAUCUUUCAACUCACUGUGGAUUUAUGGGGGGCCUUCAGCGUAAUGGCAGCACAGGCCAAACGGCACCAUAUUAUGCUACAUCUACUGCAGAAGUGAUUUUCCAUGUUUCUACACGAAUGCCCUCUGAUUCAGAUGACUCACUGACCAAAAAGCUUCGUCACUUGGGAAAUGAUGAGGUUCAUAUUGUGUGGUCUGAGCACACCAGAAAUUAUCGCAGGGGUAUUAUACCAACAGAUUUUGGAGAUGUUUUAAUUAUUAUUUAUCCAAUGAAGAAUCACAUGUUUUUCAUAGAGAUCACAAAGAAACCAGAGGUACCAUUUUUUGGUCCUUUGUUUGAUGGGGCAAUUGUGGCUGCAAAACUGCUACCCAAUCUUAUCCGGGCCUCGUGCAUCAAUGCCAGCAGAGCUGUGAAGUCCCUUAAAACUCUGUAUCAGAGCUUUUAUGAGGAAAGAGCUCUGUACCUCGAAGCAAUAAUCCACAACCACAAAGAAGCAAUGACAUUUGAGGAUUUUGCUGCUCAGGUCUUCUCUCCCUCUCCCAGUUACUCCCUUAGUGGAUGUGGCUGUCUCACUACAAGUCUGAGUGCUGAUCUUGCCACAUCUGUGGGGACAGAGCCAGCAGAACAGAUGCCACCAACACUGUCAAGUGCCACAAAAAACAAGCUCUCUGGGAAGCUGCGCCGAUCUGCGAGCACUCUCAGUAAAUCUUCAAGUUAAAGCACUUUCAAAGCUGAAAACAAUGUAAGGAGACAUAUACUUUAAGUCUCCUUUCAUUAACUAUAUUCCUGGAACUGGUAAUAUUUGGAUACCGCCUAAUGAACUACAUUUUCAUAUAAAAUUAUGAUUCCUGAAGUUUCAAACUUAACAUUUUCAUGUGGAUCAUCUGAAUUAUGCAACAUGCUUUUCACUUGAUAAUUUCUGCCACUGGAAGCAAUGAAGUCAAGAGCUCUUUUGGCAAGUUUACCAUUUAACUGUAACCCUAUUUUCUUGUUUUACUAGUAGAGAUUGUAGAACUGAAAACCAAUGAAUUUCUUGGUUGUGACAUUUAAAUUGCAUUAUAAUUUGAAAUUUAGUAGGUGGAAUUUUUAGUUUGCUGAUGAAAUGCCAAUUUAGCCAAGUGAUGUACUUUUUAAUUCCCAAUGAUGCCAAUGGGGAGAUGAGAACAUGGUUUACUAAUUCUCUUCUUUUGAAAUCAAUGGAACUUUGCAAAGAGCUUCACUUUGGUUGGAAUGUGUCCAAAAUAUGGAUAGAUGAUUCUGCUUUUCAAUAUAUCUUCAUACACACUAUUUCUUUCCCACUAUUUCUUUCCAAAGACCAUUCUUUUGUGCAUAACUAAGUACACUUCAACAAUAACUGUUCUGAGUAACUGUUAUAAUAUAAACACUGGUAGUAAAAAUAAAAAACAGAAAUAAUGUUGUUUUAUAUACAAGGCAUACAUUACUAGGUCAUUUAAAUCUCACUUUGGGUAAGUUAAAUAUGGCACAUGCCAACUCACUUUCUGUUUCUUAAUAUCAUUCAUGAUAAAAUUGGACCAAAGUUAAAUACUUUCUUACUCCACAUGAUUAGCGUGGUGUGAUUUAAUUAUGUCUAGAAGCACUUGCUACUUGAUCAGUAUAGAAAGACUGCUUGGUUGACCUUCUGGAAAAAUGUGGAUCAAUAUAACGUUUAUCAUGAAAUCAAUCCAGACCAUCCGCAUACAUUAUGAAGAUAAAGCUGGUUCAUGCGGUCUUGAAAUGUGCAGCAGUUCAGGAUCAUGUACCCUCUCACCUUCUUGCUUAGGAUUUCCAGUAUGAUCUAAGGAAAUGUUUAUCCAACUAAGCAAUCAGACCUAGCUGUAUCUGAGCUGUGCUAGUGCAAAACAUCAUUAUUUCCAUGUUAUGCAUGUAGCAAAUCACACUGGUCUUUCCUAUCCAAUUCUUGCCCAGACACUUUGUGUAGAAAAUACUUGUGUGACCAUCCCAUCCCAACCGCAACAUUAAUUGCUGUGGAUUUGGAGGCUCCUCACUCAUUGCAGUACCAAAUUAUGGUGCCCUCUGUGAUUAGGCAUUUUUACCAAGUUGUCACUUUGCUGCAGAUUAGAUGUGGAUAGCUUGAUUUUUCUUCUUUGUUAUUUUGUCAUGAAUUUUGUUUUGUUGCACAUAUUUUCAUGUUGGGGAAAACUGUUCACUAGACAGUGCUUCUAGUUAUUAUAGCUAAUAGCUAACCUCUUUUUCCAUUGGUGUGGAAGGAAAAAACAGUAGUGUCUUAUAUAACAUAUUUCCAAAUACUACUGCUUAUGCUUUCAGAUUGAAAGUAUUCUUAAUUUCGUAUGUGACCUGGAGACUUUGAGAGCUACAUAUCUUUUAGUGACAAACUGAAAAUUUUGCACUACCCAAAGCACUCAGUGAUAAAGGUUUAAGGAUGAAAAAUACAUUUAAAAAUUGCCCCCUGAGAGUAAAUUAGAUUGAAAUAGCUUGAAGCCAUUUUCUCCCAGGCCUGCAAUAUACAUUAAACUUUGCAGUAAAAGUAACACCUUUCAGGAACAACAUUGUUAGGAACUGGUGGUGUGUGGAAUUCUUGCUCUUUUGAAGUCAGCAACCUGAAUCCAGCGUGGCAUCAGUACCACCUGCAGCAAAUGCAAAGCAUUUCUUGACACUGAAAUGAAUACAGCAGCCCUAUUUCUGACUACUAAGGUGCAUGUAUCCGGAAACUUUCAUAGGCUUACUUUGAGCCCACUGCCAUAGUUAUUUAGCUGACUUCAGUCAACUACUGCUAUUCACUGAGAUGAAAAUUAUGUCCUCUUUGGUGGUUCUUAAGUAUUUGUUAAGAGUUUUGAGAUACAUUAGACUGUGAGAUUGAUUUCCUUGGCCAGUAAAAAAAGGGGGGUGCAUCCAAUCGCUGUGACUUCUUUGAUUUGUUAGGUCUGCUUUAAACAAUCUGUAUAUGUGAUGUAGAAUUUGUUUAUUUUUCUCUGUUUAACACUGAAAUGCAAUCUCAAAAUGUGAUGUCCCUAUGUGUAUUUUAAUCGGAAGGGACACCCCCCUGCACCCCACUGACUACAACUCAAACUGUAUGCCCCAGUGGCAACAGUUUGGUGGUGGUGUUAUUUUACUUAAACCUUGUGAAUAUAUUAAUUUACAGUCUACCUAUUUUCAUGUCUGCAAUUAUUUAUUUAUUCUUAGUAAAAAUUGUUUGAAAGCUACUGAUGGCAAUAUUUUAUAGUAGUUAAAACACAAAACUAAUAAUAAAAUCAAGGAAAUAAUGAA
Molecule: messenger RNA, 8544 nt
Organism: Podarcis raffonei (Aeolian wall lizard)
Lineage: Eukaryota; Metazoa; Chordata; Lepidosauria; Squamata; Lacertidae
Gene: RALGAPA2
Product: Ral GTPase activating protein catalytic subunit alpha 2
Exons: 40
Coding region: 98-6016 (1972 amino acids)
Biological process (GO): regulation of small GTPase mediated signal transduction; positive regulation of GTPase activity
Cellular component (GO): cytoplasm; nucleus
Molecular function (GO): GTPase activator activity
Source: RefSeq, a predicted model, not a curated record